CACGAGCAAGCCCUUGUAAGGAAAACAUGAGCCCCCUUAAAGCUUCUCCGCACAAUAUGAUCAAAAAAACACUUCCUCUUCCCCUAUAUAUCCAAACCCAAAUCGCUAGUUUCUUCCAUCUCCUGAUUUAUCAUGCCACUGCCGAUGCCGAAUACCCUAGUAGCCCUCAUCCUCUGCCUUCAUGUUGUCGUAGCAAAAGCCAAAAGGGUGCCGGGAAAUGCCACAAUUAGCGGCACUUCGGCGGUGGCGCCGUGGCUCAAGAAGGUGACGGAUCCUAGAGACCCUGGUUGCUGGAACAGGCCAUGGAUUUGUCGGCAUGGAGAAUACCCGCCGAGAACCAGGCGACUGUGUUGUCGGAACCGAUGCGUUGACGUCGAUUCUGAUGUCAAUAACUGUGGACUCUGUGGAAUUAGAUGCCCCUUCACUUGGCAAUGCUGUCGAGGGCUAUGCAUCAACACCAAUAUCAACCCUUUCCACUGUGGCCGCUGCGACCAUCGCUGCCCCUUUCCGAGCUUCUGCAUCUACGGCAUGUGUGGAUACGCCGCGCCACUGCCGCCCUUUCCAUUUCCUCCAAGGCCGCACCCGCCGCAUGGCCCCUUCCCACCGCACCCGCCUCAUGGCCCCUUCCCACCGCACCCGCCACACGAACCCUUCCCGCCGCACCCGCCUCAUGGCCCCUUCCCGCCGCACCCGCCUCACGAACCCUUCCCGCCGCACCCGCCUCAUGGUCCCUUCCCGCCGCACCCGCCACACGAACCGUUCCCGCCGCACGGCCCUUUCCCGCCUCACCCUCCUCAUGGCAUCGAACCCCAUCCGCCUCCGCCACAUGACCCGAGUUUAUGAAGUUGAAUUGAAGUUAAUCCGAGAUGUUUGUGGGUUCCAAGAGCUUGAUGUUGUGAUCGAGUUAUCCUAGCUUGGCAUAUAUAUAUUUUGUUUAAUUUGUUGUACCUAGUCUAUUAAUUUGUGGUAUGAUUUAUGUUUCCUUGUUAAGUAUGCAUUAUUUUGGUAUUAGUCUAUCUAUUGUGUUUGUGGCAUAUUUGAUAAUGAGAAAAUGAAAAAAAAAAUAAAUAAAU
Diospyros lotus (date-plum) is the source of this 1073-nucleotide messenger RNA. RefSeq lists its product as uncharacterized. The transcript has a single exon. NCBI's taxonomy places the organism in Eukaryota, Viridiplantae, Streptophyta, Magnoliopsida, Ericales, Ebenaceae. Bases 133 to 843 code for a protein of 236 amino acids. The record is from RefSeq and is a predicted model, not a curated record.